UCUACUACGUCCAAGUAUCCUAGACGGUUGUUCUCAUGUUGAACUGGCCUGCCGGCCUGAUGGCAAUGGAAGGGAACACCCUGAGCAGCAUCUAACUAGGACGGGCUCUCGUUGGGCUACCGAUUGCCUUUCAUCGCAACUCUAAUGGCGUAGGAGAACAUUAUCAUGGAGAGGCAGCAGGCUACAUACCAUGUCUCUUAUGUCCACUUCACCUGAACUCGCAUAGCAACCUCGACGUAGAAUUGAUCUUCAAGUUACGGCCACUACCACGGAAGAUGGAGAUAUCCACAGAGAUUCGGCAACUCGCGACAAACUUGAUCGAUCUUGAGCUGGACAACAUACGAGCUAGAGCGAAGUAUCUCGACCGCUCUACAUACGACACAGGGUCAAUAGGAGUUCACGUCUACAAUGAUGUCGGUGGACAGUAUUUUCUCCCCUACGAUACCUCGUCACCACUACCUAGAGAAACAAGCUAUCUCUACGAGCCUCUCAGCGCCCGAGGCCACAGUCUUCAACGCAAGGUCCGGUCGUUGUCGCAUGAUGGGUUGAUGGCCUUGUACGAAUGUGUGUCACAGGAGAUCGAUGAGCUCGACGAGGCCAACGAGACUGAAAAAAUUGUCGAGGCAGCCGAGACUGACGAGAUCGAUGAGACAAACGAGACCGACAAGACAAAGGAAGCCGACGAUACCGACGAUCAAGCUCGUAGCGAUGAUAUAAUCGAAGGUCUAAUUCCUUUAAGCGAGCCCGAUGGCCUUGGGAACGACAAGCGGGCAUCGCAUCUCGCCCUGAGGAAAAAAAUCCAGGAGGUUUCCCGAGUAAAAAUGUUUCGCUUGAGCACUUCCUCUCUGAUCGACAGCGAUUCCAUUGACGUAGUCUUGAUAUACCUUGACAGCAAUGGGAACUCGAUCCUCCAGAAGUCGUCCUGGCCGGUAUGGACCGACUUCGAAGCUUUCAUCAAAACAAUGUCUGUGUAUCAUCACGAGGUCACGAUCAAAAGGGGCGGUAGCGUGGAGAACAUCAAGCAAACUUUCCUACAGAAAAUCGACGACUUCAGUCAAUCCAAACCCGGACCUCCCAGAAUCGCCAUCGCCAGGACGUACCAGACCUGGUUCAAUAAUCUUGGCACUAUGAAUGAUGCGUGGGGUUACGUUACGGUCGACGCCCAACAAAGUGUUGAUAUUGCAGCGAACUAGAAGGCCCCGCAUGACCUUGGAGGCAAAGAUGCCUUUGAUGCGAUGAAUAGAUUAGGAAAAGCAGGAGGAAGUACUGUUGGUUUGGUCAAGGUAAGUCAAGCACAUCGCGUUUCGGGUUGGAGACUU
Molecule: messenger RNA, 1319 nt
Organism: Colletotrichum acutatum
Lineage: Eukaryota; Fungi; Ascomycota; Sordariomycetes; Glomerellales; Glomerellaceae
Exons: 2
Coding region: 276-1193 (305 amino acids)
Source: RefSeq, a predicted model, not a curated record